This is a messenger RNA of Oncorhynchus nerka (sockeye salmon), 7239 nucleotides long. Its product is annotated as CREB-regulated transcription coactivator 2-like. The record is from RefSeq and is a predicted model, not a curated record. Gene Ontology annotation, molecular function: cAMP response element binding protein binding. NCBI's taxonomy places the organism in Eukaryota, Metazoa, Chordata, Actinopteri, Salmoniformes, Salmonidae. The coding region runs from base 63 to 2576 and encodes 837 amino acids. The transcript has 14 exons. Gene Ontology annotation, biological process: protein homotetramerization; positive regulation of transcription by RNA polymerase II. Gene Ontology annotation, cellular component: cytoplasm; nucleus.
GGUAACUAACGUUCGUGACGACCAAGUCAGAUCAUCCCACUGCGUGAAGUCGUUUGGCAAAGAUGUCUGCUACGGAUGUAGGCGCUUGUGGACCCGGAGCAGGACCCAGUUCGGGUGCUGGGUCCGGGGCAUCAAACCCUCGAAAAUUUAGCGAGAAAAUAGCUCUACAUACCCAACGUCAGGCUGAAGAAACUGCCGCUUUUCAGGAGGUUAUGAUGGACAUCACCUCCACCAGGAUCCAGGCUCAGAAAGUGCGUCUGGCUAGAACCCAGGGCCCGUACUAUGGGGGCUCCCUACCCAACGUUAAUCAGAUCGGCAGGAACCCAGGCGACUUUCAGGGUUUAUUCCACUCUAACCUGGACUCCAGUCGCUCCACACGGCACCACGGCCUGGUAGAGCGGGUCCAGAGGGACAGACGCUUCAUCUCCCCAGUGCGCCCCUACAGGAGAGUGGACAGCUCUCCAUACAACUCAGCCUAUCUGUCCCCACCUCCGGACACCAGUUGGAGAAGGAACUGUUCGGGCAACUUCCCAGGAGACAAAAGCCAGUUAUUUCGCCUCCCCACCAUGGCACUCAACAGGACCAACUCAGACUCUGCCCUCCACACCAGUGUGAUGAACCCCCCUGCAGGAGACCCCUUCAGUGCUGGACACACAUUCACCCUUCAGGGCAGACUCACAGGCCAGAGUGAAGGAGAGGGGAGAAGAAGUGAGCCUAAAAGUCCCACUCGCUUGUUUCCAUACCCAGUUCCCCCCAUUGAGGAGAACGUUCUGGAUCAGGGCAUACUGCUCAAGCCCUGGGACACCAAGAAGUUGCCCCUGUUGUCUUCUCGACCCAAGUCCUGUGAAGUUCCCGGUAUUAAUAUCUUCCCCUCCCCGGACCAGCACUCCAGCACCCCCCAUGCCCCCUCAGCCCUGAACACGGGGGGCUCCCUGCCCGACCUCUCCAGCCUGCACUUCCCGUCGCCGCUACCCACCCCGCUGGACCCAGACGAGCCGGGCUACCCUUCGUCCCUGAGUGGGGGCAGCAGCACUGGCAACCUGGCCACUACCCUCACCCAGCUGGGUAUUAAUGCCAGCAACGCCUUCCGCCACUUGCCAGGUCUCCUGGCAUCUCUUCAGGGCACUCUCAGUAACCCCUCCUUGCAGUCCUCGCUAAGCAACCCCAACAUCCAAUCAUCUCUCAGUAGCCACUCCUUCCCCAACUCCCUCAGCUCCACCUCCUUGCACUCGUCGCUUAGCAACCCGUCCCUGCAGUCCUCCCUUAGUUCCUCCCCCUCCCUUCAGUCUUCCCUCAGCAACCAAUCCCUGCACUCCUGCCUCAGCAACUCCUCCCUGAGUGGCCAGUCCCUCCAGACCGCAGCCAGUAACCCUAGUUACAGUAGCGGGGUGGGAGGGUCCGGCUCGUGCGCCUCUUAUUCGCCAUUGUUAACUAGCCAGGGGCAGUCGCCUCUCAGCACGUCGCCACGGAGACUAGCUCAGCUCUCCCCUCUGAUCCAACCCAUGGGAGGGGAGUCUCGCCGGCACCACUCCAAACAGUUCUCCCCCACCAUCUCUCCUAACUUGUCCUCCAUAACACAGGGCGUCCCUCUGGACACCAGCAAACUGCCCAUGGACCAGAGGCUCCCUCCCUACCCCUUCAGCCAACCCCAGCAGCAGCUUCAUCAGCCAGGUCCUCCAACAUCCCAGCAGGCCUCUCAGGCAGGACAACAGCUCUCCCAGCCGUCCGUGGUACUACAACAACAACAACAACAACAACAACAGCAGCAUCAACACCAUCAGCUGCAUUUGCAAUACCAGCUGCACCAGCAGCAACGUGCCCAGUCUCAGCAGGCCCUCCAGCAGCUGCACCUGCAGAACCUGCGCAAUGUCCAGAACCAGCAGCAGCAUAGGGUGUCAGUCAAAAUUGAGAAGCAGGGUGAGCAGGGCCAGAACUCCCAGUGCCUGCAGAUGCAAGACCUCCAGUCGACCCAGCAGCAGCAACAACAACAGGACCAGCAAGACCAACAGCAGCAGAUGGAGCAGCAAAGGCAGCAGGGAAGUCUUCCCCAGCUGCAGCACAUCAGCCACUCCCUGGCCACAGACCUGGGCCUCUACAACGACACAUUACUGUUAAACUCUCUGUUGAAUGAUCCCUACCUGGGCCUGCAGAUCGCCUCCAGACAGAACCAGCAGUUCAACAUGGAGACUCCGGGAGACAGCCUGUCAUUCAACCAUGGUGGCUUGGGCUGUGGGAGUGGUGGAAAGGACCAGGAGGAAUCCUACCACUCCAACCAUGGCUUCCUGGAGCUCCACGAUUCAGGGGAUAGGCAGCACCUUAACAACCAGAACUUUGGGGGAGAGGGAUGCCACAACGUCCCUAACAUCAUCCUCACAGGAGACAGUUCGUUGGGCCUCUCCAAGGAGAUCGCCAGCGCACUGUCCCACGUGCCAGGGUUUGAGAUGGACUCCUUUGCCCUGGAUGACCCCCUCAGGAUGGACCCUCUGGCCCUUGAAGGGCUGGGCAUGCUGGAUGGGGACCUCAUGCUGACCGACCCCGCCGUGGAAGACUCCUUCCGCUCCGACCGCCUCAAGUGACCCCCCCCCCCCCGGCCUGGAGUGGAUACUGAGGAGUACGGAGGGAAGGGGCUUGGAACAACCCCGGGCUGAAGCAGAACAGGUGGGGUUGAGCCCUGCUUUGCUUCCCCCUCCUUGGUGAUUGACCCAACCACAGGAUCUGCGAAUACGAGGUCAGGUGGGAGGUUUUGGACAGUCUAGUGCAGUGUUCUCUGACUGGUCCUGGAGAGAAACUGGGGAGCAGGCUUUUGAUCCACCAUAGUACUAAUAUACCUUUCAAAUAAUCAGCUAAUCACAGUCUUCAAUCUGGACCUUGAUUAUUUGAAUCGUGUGUGUUAGUCCUGGGCUUGAAUAGAAUUCUACAUGCUCUCCAGGGCCAGAGUUGGAGGCACCUGGUCUAGUGGGGACGUCUCCACAUGCUUUUUGCGAGGUGAUGUGGGGAAGGUUGGAGGACAGGACUGACAUGUCAGUGGUGGAGCAAGUUUGUUAAAGGUUCUUUCCGCUACAUCCAGGCAUUUAUCGAAAAAACGCACUUAUGAUGCUUAAGAGAAAAAAAGAAAAUAUCGGCAUUAGCUUGUACGAGUCUUAUCUGCAUGUAAACAAAUGCACUUCGGAUAAUGCAUAAAUGCAGGGAUCACGCAUGAGGUCAGUUACACUUGAAAAUGCCGUCUUGAAAACCAUGCAAUAUGCAUUCUAUAAGACAGGACUUUUCCGACUGGUAUUUUGGCUUUGUCUGUCGGUGUUCCAUCAUUCCAACGCCAGUAUGGGGAGGCUGGAAUAUCAGCUACGUUUGCCAUCAUUCUACUGCAAGAACAUACAGUAGAUCUGGGGUAUUUUCUGGAUUACAUCAACCCAACCAACCAGAGUUCAACCAAUAGUGGCCAAUUGACAUGUCAUUAAGUGUUUCUGUUUUAUUUAAGUUUGGUGAAGGUAAUUCAAUGGCGGACCUUGCUAGCUAUAGUUCAGAUAGAGUUCAGUGUUUCAAUGGACAAAGAGAAAGUGUGUUUUUGGAGAGGUGACUUUCUCAGUCCCUUGGGACAAGUUGGCACUUACGGGGCCAUUUUAGUGUCUGGACAGCAUAUUCGUCUGUAAGAUUAUCACUGUCUGUGUUCUAGACCCAGCUAAAUUGACCUUUCUCAUUUGACGUCUGUUAACUCGAAUCGUCUUGAUCGUGCCGAAUCUAAAAAAUAACUAAAUCGAUCGUCUAAGGAUAUUGUCCUCCUAUUGAAUCAAGUAGUCCUUAGAGUUCAUUAUCCUGUCUAUUAAAAACAACACAUAAAAUAACACAUUUCACUGCACCUAUCUGGUGUAUGUGACAAACAUUUGUGUAUGUAUUUGUUUUUAUAUAUGUCCCAACAUGGCAGCUGUUGCCAUUCUGCCAGCCUGCUUCUAUACCAUGGAGCUUCUCUGUAAGUUUAAGCCGUGGACCUUUUGCUAUGUACCACCUCUGUGUGCCUGCUAUCCUGCUAGCUCCCCCUUAGAUCUUAGACCUACCCUUUUCUACACAUUCCCUUUGAAGCAACUAGGGACUGUUUGUAUUUAAAUGUGUACUAUUCACAAAGUGUCUGCCUUCCAUCAAGAGAAUUGGCAUUGUUGACAUGAAAAAGAAAGAGGGGACAAAAGCCCUCAAUACAUUUCAAUGACAUGAGUUGUAUGUUUUAUCAUUGAGUAAUUGGGAAACGACAAGGCCAAAACCAUGUGAAUGCAUAGCAACAUUUUUGCCAUAGUAUGUAUUGUAACUGUUAUUACUAUCCUAAGGCCUUGGAGCUUUAGUGUCCGUUUUAGUCAGGUAAUCCUAGCCACUGUGAUUGACACCUCUAACCCCUCCCACCUGCUGCACCUGUCUUGCCACAGCAAGGGCCAUAGCCAGAUUAUAGUAACAUAUUUUUAUGUAACAAAGUAGUUAUUACUAUGAAGUUUUAUUUUUUAAUUAAAGGUGGUCUUUGUAUAUAAAUGUAUAAAUAACUGAAUAUAUUUAAGAAGAGAAGCCGUUUGGUUCCGCAACACCCUGAAACCGGUUGCAUGAUUUGAAAAGCAACAUAUUCUGAACAAUGUAGUCCAUUUGCUAUGCAAAAUGUUCUUGUGCAUGUCUUGUGACUGUCUGGGAGUUGUCAAAUACAAAUUUUCAGAUAGUACAUUUGCAUCAUACUAUUGUAGCGAAAAUACAUUUUUUGUAAAAUAUUUUUUUGCGUUUUUAAAUUGUCAUUUUGCUUUGGUGACAAUUUGAUAUUGGUGUCUAAAGACUACUGUAAGUUUGACAUUGUGUGGCAGCAACAGGAUGUUAGAGCGCUUGAGAUAAUAUCGUUUAACUUUCAUAAUGACAAAGAUUAUGGAAAUCAGCCCUUCUUUCCAGUGUGGACUGAAAGAGGCCAUGUUUGACAGACUUAAUAAAACACAAGUUUUGCUACUUGGAUAUAGAAAGCUGUAUGCAACUGUUACAUCAUAGAUUGGUGGUAACAUCCAUCCUAAAAUGAAGUAGUGCUGUUCUGAAAUUGUGCUAACGUAGAGUUUAACCCCCUUAUUGACAGAUAUUGAAGUACCUCUAAUUACCGGUGUGCUUUAUUUCUACCAUAUUGCUUUUACACUGAUCAUAUGAGCCAAAUGCAAAUCUGUUUUGACAGGGAGUGGUGGUUGAAGUGGUUUGAGUAUCAAACCUAUGGAAAAACCUAUUCACUACGGCCUCCUAUCCAACAGUAAUAGUGUGGGUUUGCAAAGUCCCCUUUUACCACUGUGAGCCAACGUUGUGCCUUGGUGUAUAUCUUGCUUCUUACUAGGCUGGUGGUAUUGGCAAGCCCACAAGUCGUUUUGAAGAGCCAUAAUAAUGUAUUUCCAAUUUAGCCAUUAAUGAGGGGAGGUAUAAAAAUAAAGUUAGCGUGAAAAUCAUAUUUGAAAGUGUUUCUGCAUUGCUUAGUCCUGUGUUCCCUAUUUUCUGUGGCAUGUUUCCUGUAUUUUCUGAUUUUAUUUAGUACUGCACUGUGGACCAUUCCCAACCAAAACUGAAAAUAUUAUUUUGAAGUGAUAUUUUAAUUGAUAGGCUAUAUAAUGGAGAUUUGAUUGAGGCUUUUUUAAAUUGGACUGAAGAGUGGAUGAAAUGUCUUCUCUGUUUAGAAGGAAUCAUGUAAGUGUGGGUAGUAUAUUUUGGAUUUGGUCUGAAUGGUAUUCUGAUGAAGUACCAGUUAAUUUCAGUGUCAGCGCUGGCAGUUGACUCGAGAGGUGUGAUGAUUAUAUGAUCUCCAUCUUCACCUGGUGUGAGAACAGACAUGAAAUGCAGAGAAAGUCAUUUUACUGUUAUUCUGCACAUUGUCAUUUGAAAAUCCAAGAGCACGCCCGCCAUGCCCGCCAUUGGUAGUCCUGCUUGAUUAGUCCAGGGUGAAGCAUGUUUGCUCUACCAGUUGUUUGAUUUCGAAUCUGUGACAAUGUUACGCAAUGCCUCAGAGAAAUAUAAGUCACUUUUCUUCAGGUUAUUAUUAUAUUUAAAUAAAAACGUUUUUUUUUUUUUUUACUAGGCAAGUCAGUUAAGAACAAAUUCUUAUUUACAAUGACGGCCUAACCCGGCCAAACCCUAACGACGCUGGGCCAAUUGUGUGCCGCCCUAAGGGACUCCCCAUCACGGCCGGUUAUGAUACAGCCUGGAAUCAAACCAGGGUCUGUAGUGACGCCUCAAGCACUGUGAUGUAGUGCCUUAGACCGCUGUGCCACUCGGGAGCCCAAAAUUAUCAUGUGUAUCCAAAAGUUUGAUUAUGUACACUGCAGUUUUUUUUGCUGCGAAAAGGAGCAAUAAUUGCUCAUGGUUUCCCCCUCUGCAUUAGUUAGUUAUACCAAGUGAAUUUGUCUCACAUCUUGGCAAUUCUUCACAGCUGCAAUUUGAUGCUUCAGCUGUCAUGCCUUUAGAAAGCAAUAAUAAUGUGGUCGUUUUGUAGGCACUAACAGAGCUAGGCUAUGGAGAAAUUAUUUUUGGGUUUGUUUUGAUAAACACAUCAGGUCUGUGUGGAGAACACAGGCUUGGGAGAUCUUAUGUUUUGUUCUAUGAGAUCAUCUAUCACCAUGUCAUUUUUUUGUUGUAAAUUUUGAAGCAUUUAUGUAAUCAAAAUAGGCUUCAUAAUUCAUAAAGGUUGUGUUCAUAGACAUAUCUCAUUGAACGAAACAUAGAAAGUCAUCAAAGCAUGUGUUAACCUCGGACCUUAUUUUCGGAGUUUAUCCCCAAACCACAUUAAUUUCCUCCAUAGGAACGGCUGAACGAACCUGAGGCUUAAUUUCCGAUUUUUAAGACUACAAGGAGGCUGCGCUAACAACUUCAUUGAUCUCUCAGUAUCUGUGUUAUGCAGUAACGUUGUAGUUGAAGACCAUGCACGGCAAUAACAUUGCCAGUAGGGGUUGCUGUUGAACAGUGAAGCUAUGUGUGAUAGGGAUCAGUCAGAUGGCCAUAUUAAUUGCUGUGUUAUUGUUCAGUGAAUUCUACGGUUGUAGUUAACGUUUUUGCUUCAUGUUUAGGGUCAAAACCAUAUGUAUUUUGCGUUUUCAGAGUAAUUACAUUUAAAUGUUUAUUUUAAACUUGUAAUAUCCAGGGAACCCAUCGAUGUUGUAAAUAAUGUUCCUAAACCACUGUGCAUCUUAAACCUAACAAGAAAAUAUUUGUACCUUUUCACAUUAUUUUACAAAAAAUAAAGCAAAAAAUCCUGUCAAA